GCGCCUGCUCAGUGAGCCCGGGUGGGCGGCAGUGUGCCGGCUGCUCGGCUUCUGAGCUUCCGUAGGGCUUGGCGAGGAAUGGAGCCGGUGGGCGGCGGCGGCUCCUCCUCCACCGACCCGCGAAGUACCUUCGUGCUGAGUAACCUCGCGGAGGUGGUGGAGCGUGUGUUCACCUUCCUGCCCGCCAAGGCACUGCUGCGGGUAGCCGGAGUGUGCCGCCUAUGGAGGGAGUGUGUUCGCAGAGUGCUGCGGACCCACCGCAGUGUGACCUGGAUCUCCGCAGGGGUGGCGGAGGCCGGCCACCUGGAAGGACAUUGCUUGGUCCGCGUGGUAGCAGAGGCGCUUGAGAAUGUUCGCAUCUUACCACGAACUGUCCUCUACAUGGCAGAUUCUGAAACUUUCAUUAGCCUGGAGGAGUGCCGUGGCCAUAAAAGAGCGAGGAAAAGAACUACCAUGGAGACAGCGUUUGCCCUCGAGAAGCUGUUCCCCAAGCAGUGUCAGAUCCUUGGGAUUGUGACCCCGGGAAUUAUAGUGACGCCAAUGGGAUCAGGUAACAACCGACCUCAGGAAAUAGAAAUUGGAGAAUCUGGUUUUGCUUUAUUAUUUCCUCAAAUUGAAGGGAUAAAAAUUCGGCCCUUUCAUUUUAUUAAGGACCCCAAGAAUUUAACACUCGAACGACAUCAGCUUGCUGAAGUGGGUCUUCUGGAUAACCCUGAGCUUCGCGUGGUCCUUGUCUUUGGCUAUAACUGCUGUAAGGUGGGAGCCAAUAAUUACUUGCAGCGAGUGGUCAGCACUUUCAGCAAUAUGAACAUCAUCCUGGCUGGAGGCCAGGUGGACAACUUGUCUUCACUGACUUCUGAGAAGAAGCCUCUGGAUAUUGAUGCCACGGGUGUGGUUGGACUGUCGUUUAGUGGACAGCGAAUCCAGAGCGCCACAGUUCUCCUCAGUGAGGAUGUGACUGAUGAAAAGACGGCUGAGGCAGCCAUGCAGCGUCUCAAAGCCGCCAACAUCCCUGAAGAGAACACCAUUGGCUUCAUGUUCGCAUGCGUGGGCCGGGGCUUUCAGUACUACAGAGCCAAGGGCAACGUAGAAGCCGACGCCUUUAGGAAGUUUUUUCCCAGCGUCCCCUUAUUCGGUUUCUUCGGAAAUGGGGAGAUUGGAUGUGACCGGAUAGUCACCGGGAACUUCAUACUGAGGAGGUGUAAUGAAGUAAAGGAAGAGGACCUGUUCCAUAGCUACACGACCAUCAUGGCGCUCGUUCACCUGGGGGCCUCGAAAUAGGACGUCUUGUGGAGACUGGCUCUCACAGGAUGGAACUUUCAGAAAAAUGGAAACUUGGGAUAUAAGUAUUUUAAAACCAAACUAGCUCCUUGUGCUUUGUAGCUUUGGUGCUCUGAGAUCAUGUUGGGUGAGUUUAAAUACAUAGAUGAAGGACAGCUUUGUUCACAGAUCAGAAAGUGGGAGGAGGCCACCAGGAGGAUCAGUAACCUGAUGAACAUGUAGCAGAAUCAUGACUUUAUUUUCCCUUAAAGGCGAAAAUUAAAGAGAUGUUGGAGUCUUUUUUCCUGCUUUUCAGUUUUCUCAGGAGCUGUAACAAAUUUACUGACUUUUUACUUUUCUGAUGAAGAACUACCUUUGUUUUUUACUAUAUAAAGUUGUUCUCGUAGGUAAGUUAGCAUUUUCCUCUUCAUGGUAAAGAGACUGUAAGGGAACAAUCUUUUUCACAUAGUCCUGAAAAUUAUAUCACCAUAUUUUGGUUUUAUACCAAUAAAAUACACUUGAAAACCCA
Microtus ochrogaster (prairie vole) is the source of this 1789-nucleotide messenger RNA. It is a transcript of the gene Fbxo22, whose product is annotated as F-box protein 22. The record is from RefSeq and is a predicted model, not a curated record. NCBI's taxonomy places the organism in Eukaryota, Metazoa, Chordata, Mammalia, Rodentia, Cricetidae. Gene Ontology annotation, biological process: regulation of skeletal muscle fiber development; positive regulation of proteasomal ubiquitin-dependent protein catabolic process; protein polyubiquitination. Gene Ontology annotation, molecular function: protein binding.